Messenger RNA from Lates calcarifer (barramundi perch), 1519 nucleotides. It is a transcript of the gene rasd1, whose product is annotated as RAS, dexamethasone-induced 1. Lineage: Eukaryota; Metazoa; Chordata; Actinopteri; Centropomidae. Bases 137 to 937 code for a protein of 266 amino acids. The transcript is spliced from 2 exons. Gene Ontology annotation, molecular function: GTP binding; GTPase activity. The record is from RefSeq and is a predicted model, not a curated record.
ACACUCUGGUCCGCUGUACAGACAGAAACGCACAGCAACAGUCAAGAGUAUCUCCACUGGCUAAAAGGCACAUCAACCGCCUUUUACGCACACAUACAUCCGAAAGAGAAAACAGUCCCCGAUCCCGGGUUUAACCAUGAUUAAGAAAAUGUCGCCCCCGGAGAGCGAUUUUGACAUCCCGGCGAAGAACUGCUACAGGAUGGUGAUUUUGGGAUCCACCAAAGUUGGGAAAACGGCCAUCGUGUCCCGGUUCCUGAACGGGAGGUUCGAUGAGCAGUACACGCCGACCAUCGAGGACUUUCACAGGAAACUGUACAGCAUCAAGGGAGACGUAUACCAGCUAGACAUUCUGGAUACAUCAGGGAACCACCCUUUCCCCGCCAUGAGGAGACUAUCCAUACUGACAGGUGAUGUGUUCAUUCUCGUCUUCAGCCUGGACAACCGCGACUCCUUCCAGGAGGUGCAGCGGCUAAAGCGGCAGAUCUACGAGACCAAGUCGUGCCUGAAAAACAAGAUCAAAGAGAACAUCGACGUGCCUCUGGUCAUCUGCGGCAACAAGGGCGACCGAGAGUUUUACCGGGAGGUGCAGCAGGAGGAGAUCGAGCAGCUGGUGGCCGGGGACGAGAAGUGCGCGUACUUCGAGAUCUCCGCCAAGCGCAACGAGAACGUGGAUAAGAUGUUUCAGACUCUGUUUACCUUGGCCAAACUACCGCACGAGAUGAGCCCCGACCUUCACCGGAAAGUGUCCGUGCAGUACUGCGACAUGCUGCACAGAAAGUCUAUGAAAAACAAGAAGCUGAAGGACAUUGGGGAGGCGUACGGCGUGGUCACCCCGUGCGCCCGGAGACCCAGCGUGCACAGCGACCUCAUGUACAUUAAAGAGAAGGCGAUAGGAGGCGGCCAGGGCAAAGACAAAGAGAGGUGUGUGAUCAGCUAGGCUCAAACUGCGAUGCACAAACUCACGAAUCUUUGAAACGGAGAAGGAGCCUGGUGCGUCAGCUUGAGAGGCGACCUGUGCGGCCGGCUGCGCUCAAACUGGCACUGGAGGUGUGUGAGACGCCGGAGCUGCCGGCGCCGCGCCGUAUCCAAGGACACUGACUGGACACGCGAGUCCGCUACAAACCACUAAAAGAAAAAACACAUUGCCCACGAGACAUUUGAGAAUGUUAGCUUGUUCUGUCAGUCAGAGCCCAAUGAGUGGCUUCAUACCUUGUGAGACUCGCGCACAGAUGCGUAAACAUGUGUUUUGUCGACGUCAUGCCUUUUACAAAUGCCAGAGAAGAGAGAAAAGAGACUCUUGGCUCAGGAGGUGCAAUGCUGGGGGAAAAUAAUGUUGUUUACAUCUUCUCAUAGAUUUUCUAAUGGCUAAGUACACUUGAAUGUUUCGUUGCAAUCUUGACUUUUUUAUUGUGAGCGUCUAUAUUUAUUGUCAAUGUCAUUUUUUGCAAAGAAGUAAAAGAAAAUCUUAAAAUAUAAUAAAAAACAAAAAACAAACUAAAACUUCAUUUGCAUUGCCUCU